AUGCAGCUGCUCCCGAUUGGCAGGGCACUACGGUUGGCCUCCAAUUCGCGGGCGAUCGCAGCCAGGUUCACGAGGAGUCCUAAGUGGAGGAGUCAAUUAAGUCCGCUCGUGAGUUCAAGAAAUAACAACUCAACAGCUGCAGGAAGAGCAGCAGCAGAUCCAGUGUUAGAGGAUGCUUUGAGAAUAUCACAGGGCCAGUCCGACCACCAAACUCCUUCGGCUCAGAUAACGCGGGAGGGAAUUAGGGACGGCGACAAAACCCACCCAGUCGACGAGUGGACGAAUACCCCCAACAAUAUCCUUUCGCAUAUCGGGCGUCGAUUAUAUCUGGAUAAAAAUCACCCCCUUGCAAUCACACGCGAGCUGAUAGAAAGCCAAUUUACAGGCCCAGAGUAUGGCCAUUAUGCAGAACAGAACCCCAUCGUCCCGACGACGCAGAACUUCGACGUCCUCGGGUUCCCCGCGGAUCACCCUGGACGAAGUCGGACGGAUACAUACUACGUGAACAAAAGAACUGUUUUGAGAACGCACACGAGCGCGCACCAGCACUCUUAUUUUCAACGGAUGAAUAUGAAUGAGAAAACUCGCCCGGAGGAGAAGGGAUAUACAGUCAUUGCAGACGUCUAUCGGCGCGAUGCCAUUGACCGGAGUCACUAUCCGGUCUUCCACCAGAUGGAAGGUGCGAGGCUAUGGAAGCGCCCACGAGAAGAUCCCCUGAAAUAUUCACAGCAAACUGCAGAGGCAAUCAUGAAAGACACCAAAAGCAUCCCCUCUCAUAAUGUUACAGUCGAGGACCCAAACCCAACAAUACACCCGCAAAGAAACCCUCUGCAAGCAGACCACCUCAGCGUCGAGGAAACAGAAGCCAUUGCAACCCACCUCAAACGCUCUCUGGAACGUCUCGUCAUUAAAAUCUUCACAGCUGCUCAAGAAGGAAUCCCCGAACCAGCCCGCAUGAACCAGAAACCCCUCAAGGUCCGCUGGGUCGAGGCCUAUUUCCCCUUCACCAGUCCCUCGUGGGAACUCGAAGUAUUCUGGAAAGGCGACUGGCUCGAAGUCCUCGGUUGCGGCGUCGUCAAACAAGAACUGCUUAUAGCCUCUGACGUCCCACACCGCAUCGGCUGGGCUUUCGGCCUGGGCAUAGAGCGUAUCGCCAUGCUCCUCUUCAACAUCCCAGAUAUACGUCUCUUCUGGUCGCAGGAUCCGCGUUUCCUCUCCCAAUUUCAGGCUGGCAAGAUCACCCGCUUCGUCCCCUUUUCGAAACACCCGUCAUGCUUCAAGGAUGUUGCAUUCUGGUUGCCCCCCGGCGCCACCAGCGGCGCGGGCGUGGCUGCUGCAGGGGGUCGUAUGCCGUUCCAUGAAAAUGAUAUGAUGGAGAUUGUGCGUGAUGUUGCGGGGGAUUUGGUGGAGGAUGUGCGGCUUAUAGAUGAGUUUACGCAUCCGAAGACGAAGAGGAAGAGUUGUUGUUACAGGAUUAAUUACAGGAGUUUGGAGCGGACGCUGACCAAUGACGAAACGAAUAAGUUGCACAAUAUGGUUAGGAAGGAGUUGGCUGAGAAGACUGAGGUGGAGAUAAGGUGA
Molecule: messenger RNA, 1581 nt
Organism: Paracoccidioides brasiliensis Pb18
Product: phenylalanine-tRNA ligase
Exons: 1
Coding region: 1-1581 (526 amino acids)
Biological process (GO): phenylalanyl-tRNA aminoacylation
Cellular component (GO): mitochondrion; cytoplasm
Molecular function (GO): ATP binding; phenylalanine-tRNA ligase activity; tRNA binding
Source: RefSeq, a predicted model, not a curated record